Messenger RNA from Penicillium griseofulvum, 1404 nucleotides. Its product is annotated as Zn(II)2Cys6 transcription factor domain-containing protein. Gene Ontology annotation, biological process: regulation of transcription by RNA polymerase II. Gene Ontology annotation, cellular component: nucleus. The transcript is spliced from 3 exons. Bases 1 to 1404 code for a protein of 467 amino acids. The record is from RefSeq and is a predicted model, not a curated record. Gene Ontology annotation, molecular function: RNA polymerase II cis-regulatory region sequence-specific DNA binding; DNA-binding transcription activator activity, RNA polymerase II-specific; zinc ion binding. Lineage: Eukaryota; Fungi; Ascomycota; Eurotiomycetes; Eurotiales; Aspergillaceae.
AUGCCCCCCGACUCGAAGACAAAGAUACGUCCACAGCAGUCGUGCCUCAGAUGUCGCGAGCGCAAAGUGAAGUGCGACCGCUCUAUCCCAUGUCAUGCCUGUAUAAUCCGGGGCCUCGAAGCUGAUUGCACCUACCUCACCACCGCCGAAGAUCGUGCCCAAAUCAGUCAAUCCGAGAUAAUAGACCAACUACGUCGCGAAGUCGCACAACUGCGGGGACGUCUGAACCAGAGCCCACGAGAGUCCAGUCAGAGCCAAAGUCAGAGCUCCCAGCGCCCGCGCCCGGACAAAGGGGCCGGAACCUUCCCCGGGAAUAGUCAGAGUUGGACACAAUAUGCGCCCGCGCAAACCGGCUAUAGCUAUAACGGCCAUGCUAAUGGCUCUGGGUAUGCGACCGGCGCUAGCGCUGGUUCUGCCUCGAUUAGAGGUACACCGGAUACUGGCGAGGGUAGCUGGGGCGGGUCGUCUCCAUCCUCGUCGAUCACGACGAUGACGAACUCCGUGACUGUUACAAGUCCGGAUAGUACGGGGAGUGAGAAUGGGACUGGGUCAAUGUCCGCUUCGUCGCGGUCGGCUUCAGCUUAUCCUGUCGCGACGGGGUAUGCGCCGCAAAUUGCGGAGUUGGAUGGGUCGACUGCAGUUGAAUCGCUUGCUUUUGGGAAUGCUAUAGAAGACGCGACAAUGUCUGGAUAUUAUACAGGAGGUAUGACGUAUCCUCCGGGGGCCAUGUCUGGAACAGUCCCAAUACCAAUGCAGAGUCUCCCAGUGCACGGGUUACACGCGCAGGAUGCGAUGUUAGGGAUGCACCCGGCGCUAUACGGAACCAAUGGCAAUGAUUAUAUGCUUGACGGAGGCAAAGCUCUACCAUAUUUACAACACGCUGGCUAUCCCGCACCCAUACCAACAUCAGUGACACAUUACGGGGAGGAAUAUCCAAUACCAAAUGAAGAUGAUACGCCUCAUGCGUAUCAUCAGUGGGGACAAGAUGCAUAUGGAAAUCCGAAUCCGAAUCCGAGUCCGAAUCAAUUCCCGAAUACGCAUAUAUACCAAACCCCGUCUCAUUAUUCAACUAUCAAUACCUUCAAUACCACCAACACAAACAUCAACACCUAUACAGACGCACCCUUCCCUCUACCAAACCCGUCACCUGUGCCAGGAGAUACUUCAAGCCAUGCCAGCCCCAGUUCCCAGGACCGUCCUUCACCAACAACCAUAAUGAACUCAAUGCCGAGCUCCUGGAAGGGCGAGGGAAAACAGGAAUUGCUGGAGAUCCUGCUGGAAACAAUUGCCACCUGUGAUGAGCAACGCCUACCUCAGGUGAUUCAGGUCUUGCGGGCAAGUCCUUCACCCGAGGAGGCGGUUUCGGGGGUUUGUCAGGUUCUCGGGAUUUGGAAUGGGCGGUGA